AUGGCUACGGUCGCCUCCGACCGAGCAGUCCAUGCUGCUGGGUCAACUGCUGCUGCUGGCUAUUCGAAAACGUCACGCCGACAGUAUCAAGCCUGUGACCAGUGCCGGAAGAGCAGACGGGCAUGCGACGCGGGCGCCCUGAGGGUGGUCAACUUCCCAUUCCGUGAGAGCGACCGACCCGACUCGUCUGCCUCGACGUGUGAAGCCUGCUCCAAUUGUGCGAGGACGAGCAAGACCUGUACGUUCGACUGGCUUCGCACGCUGCCUCUGCAAGGCUUGCCGAAGGGCGUAAAGAGGAAGUUGGAAUCGACCGGUUUACCCGAAUGCGUCACCAACCCUGCAACAGCCCCCGAGACGAGCCUUCAGCCUCCAUAUUCUAACAGUUGUGCAUCAUUUUCAGAUCCAAUUAGUUAUGCUCAAUUCGCGUCCACCUCCCAGAGCUUCCAUUCUAACACGGUCCUGGAAACUGGAGAAAAUGGGACCACAGAGUCCUCCGAGUCAAACUAUGUCAAAACCGGCCCCUUCGCCACUCGCCCGUCUGCUUCUGACGGGCAUUACCGUCGAGAUGUGAACAGCAGCCAGACUGCCCCUUCGACUGCAUCAAUGCCGAAGGGUGCAGCUGCUCCUGUUCGCACUGUCGUCGGCGAUGUCGUCGUCUCAAAUCAUUCGCUCUCCGGAGAAAGUGCAUUCCACAAUCGAUGGAAUGGUCCUCCCCUCGUCCAUCGGGAUUCGUCUUCUACUUCUCCGGUCUCCCACUCCAAUUCCAAUGACUCCAGCAAUACAACGUCCAAGACCGGGUCGUCACCGAGUCUGACUUCGGUCGGUUCCGAAUCUAGCGGCGAAGACGACGCCACCAAUACUUAUUCAACAACAGCACGCAUCAAACGUGCGAGAAAUCCGCAUGGCUAUCACGACUCGGCCUCCACUGAUCGAGGAUCACCCGAGAGCACACGAUCGAAGGUGCCCUCAACCAGUUCGGCCCUCUCGUCAAAUGGGAGACGCCAGAACUCGGCUCCUCUCUCGACUGGCCAGCUUCGUUUCGCCGACACAGCAAUGAAGGCCAUGAUUGCAAGUGGCCUGCUACGCAUCUACCACGAUAGCUUUGAGAACUCCUUGUCAUGUUGGGUGACGGAAAGGAAUUGUCCGUACGAGACCGAGCUUCGAGACCUCAUUCCGCACGCAAGUCCGGCAUCAACGGCGGAGGAAGCUGCGCUUCGUCUGGGCGACAAUCGAAUCUUCUCCCGCGUCUGCCGCUUGGACUCGGCAUUCUCUCUCUUGAGGGGACGCGAAUUGUCUCCCAUGGAAAAUCGUGCUGCUACGAAGGCCCUGAAUGCGGCGAUCAUGGCAUUUGCCAGUCAAUGGUCGCACGGCUCUCACAACUCAUUCUGGAAGAGCAAGGAAGGCAUGUCACAAAUGAAGGCCUUCCAGACGCACACGGGGGGCUUAUUUGCCCGAUCAGGGCGACCCAACGAUCCCAUGCUGACCAGCGAAUGCGAACGGAUGAUUCAAAAAACCCUUUGGCACGAUGCAAAGACAGCCAUCCAGUCCAGCUCCGAGAUCGACUCUUUCAAGGUCAUUCUUGCAUACAUGAUCUUCGCCCUUACACAGAGACCUAUCGAUGGCAAAGCCAAAUCGACACCAGAUGCACAGACUUCGCCGGCGGACUCUUCGACGAACAGCUGUCGAGGCUCUGACAACUCCUCUAUAUAUGAACCUUUCUCGCAAGGCGCCGACCCCGCCAUGGACAGCAUAGUCAACGAAGAAUGGAACCCCUUUUACGCGAGCGAUCUCGAGGCCUUGGCGUCACCACCUAUCUACCUCGAGACCGCAGUCCGAAACUUGUUUUCGUGGAGACGCAAGAUUGAGCGCUAUCGGCGGCUGCGAUCGAAAGCCAACAGCAUCUACGGCCACGGGUCGAUGGGCGCUCUUGCGCUCAAGGACCAUCAGACAUUCAACCUUCUGUUCUGGCUUGGUGUCAUGUGCGAUACAACUUCGUCGGCCAUCAGCAAGCGUCCACUCGUUAUUGGGGACGAGGAUUGCGCUAUGAUUCGAGAAGAUGUGGGCGAUUCCGAUGGGAUUGGCCUGGGCGAUCAUGACCCGUAUUUGCCAUUCAACGAAAAUCAGGACUAUGACCACGACAAGCGCGGGCUCUGGGGAGACUAUUUAUUGAGCUUCAAAUGGGCAGGGCCUCGGAAAACACAGCCCCGGUGGCCCUGCACAUUCGACGAAGCGGCCUUAGUACUUCAAGAAGCGAUUCCGGUCAAAGUGCUCAUGUUCCGCAAAGUGGCACAACUGCAGACGCUGGCGUUUCGCAGAACCCGGCCGCAGGAGCUCGAGAAGUGCAUCCAAGACGCGCUCAAGGUCUAUGAACAGUGGAAUGAGACAUACCGACCGUUCAUGAACGACUGCGUAAGUCAGCACAACUUCCUCGACCCCCACGUGCAGUCAUGGUACGUCAUCCUCGAUGGCCACUGGCACUACGGAUGCCUACUGCUGGCAGACACGAUCGCGCAGAUCGACUGCGAGGAGAAGACAAUGGAGCCGCAACGCAUGCUGCGUGCCAAGUGCCACCUCAUUAAAGAGCUGCGCCACGACAACGCAGUAGCGAUCGCCAAAAUCGCACAGGCGUCGCUGUCCGAACACAAACCGUCCGUGCCAGAUAACCCGGAUUUCCACUUCGUCUGCAACGGCAGCGCCAUCCUCACCGAGCCCUGGACCGACAUCCUCGUCCGCGCAAUGGGAAGUGCAUGUAAGGUCUUCCUCACCUGGCUGUCGAGCUGGGACAACCCUACCAAUCCGAGCCACGGAUGGGUCCAUGCGCAUACUGACUACCAAGACCUAUAUAACCAAGCAGAAGCUUGCAUCCAAGGAAUGUCGCUGUUAGGCCGGAAGUCUGACGCGGCAAACUAUACGGCGGAAGUGUUCUGGACGAGAUUCAGCCAGGUAUGCUCGAGCAGGCGGUCUUCGGUGGAGGUGUUUCAAGAUGAAUGA
This is a messenger RNA of Cladophialophora psammophila CBS 110553, 2991 nucleotides long. RefSeq lists its product as uncharacterized. NCBI's taxonomy places the organism in Eukaryota, Fungi, Ascomycota, Eurotiomycetes, Chaetothyriales, Herpotrichiellaceae. The transcript has a single exon. The record is from RefSeq and is a predicted model, not a curated record. Gene Ontology annotation, biological process: regulation of DNA-templated transcription. Bases 1 to 2991 code for a protein of 996 amino acids. Gene Ontology annotation, molecular function: DNA-binding transcription factor activity, RNA polymerase II-specific; zinc ion binding.